This is a messenger RNA of Gambusia affinis (western mosquitofish), 2891 nucleotides long. It is a transcript of the gene klhl17, whose product is annotated as kelch-like family member 17. Gene Ontology annotation, molecular function: protein binding. NCBI's taxonomy places the organism in Eukaryota, Metazoa, Chordata, Actinopteri, Cyprinodontiformes, Poeciliidae. The record is from RefSeq and is a predicted model, not a curated record. The transcript has 12 exons. The coding region runs from base 429 to 2204 and encodes 591 amino acids.
AUCUUUUGACGACCACAGUCUUUGUGUUGGGUUACCAGUUACUCGCAUGAUAGGGCUUCAUUGGGGUGUCUUUAUUACUGCGGCUUUACACCGAGGCAGCCUGAGGAGUUUCGCAUUAGCACUUUGAGCUGAAGUGGCUCCACCUUAACAAACCGAUGUCUGCUUUCAUGCAGUUCUUUUUUUGCAUUGACGUCAGUGCAUACAGCACAAAACAAGGGCUUUCUUCAUAUUUCCUAUGCUGCUGUGGUCAGAAUAUGGACAGAACAGCCAGACGAUGGUACCAAUCUUAAGGCAGCCUGACUGCGACAGUUGGUGAUUUCUCUCCCAUCACUUCGAAGAGGACACAGUGUCCAAGGAUACCCGCAACACGACCACCGUUGCCCAGUGUGCGGCCCAAACAGAAACCCACCACGGCAGCGCCCGGCAUCAUGAUGGAGGGGGGCAUGCAGCUGCUCAACCGCGAUGGGCACAGCAUCUCGCACAACUCGAAGCGGCACUAUCACGACUCGUUCGUCUCCAUGAACAGGAUGCGACAGCGCGGCCUGCUGUGCGACAUCGUGCUUCAUGUCUCCAACAAGGAAAUCAAGGCGCACAAAGUGGUGCUGGCGUCCUGCAGCCCUUACUUCCAUGCCAUGUUUACCAAUGAGAUGUCCGAGAGCCGGCAGACUCACGUGACCCUCCAUGACAUUGACGCUCAGGCUUUGGAGCAGCUUAUCCAAUACGCCUACACGGCGGAGAUCGUAGUCGGGGAAGGUAACGUGCAGACCUUGCUUCCAGCAGCAAGCUUGCUGCAGCUCAACGGGGUGAGAGACGCGUGCUGCAAGUUCCUCCUCAGUCAGCUGGACCCCUCCAACUGCCUGGGCAUCCGAGGCUUCGCAGACACGCACUCCUGCAGCGACCUGCUCAAGUCGGCGCACAAGUACGUGCUGCAGCACUUUGUGGAAGUGUCCAAGACAGAGGAGUUCAUGCUGCUGCCGCUGAAACAGGUGCUUGACCUGAUCUCCAGUGAUAAUCUGAAUGUGCCGUCAGAGGAGGAGGUGUACCGCGCCGUGCUGACCUGGGUGAAACAUGACAUAGACGGACGCAGGCAGCAUGUGCCUUGGCUGAUGAAGUGCGUGCGGCUGCCUCUGCUGAGGCGAGACUUCCUGAUGAGCAACGUCGAUACGGAGCUGCUGGUACGUCACCACUCGGAGUGCAAAGAUCUGCUGAUCGAGGCUCUGAAGUACCACCUGAUGCCCGAGCAGAGGGGGGUCCUGAGCAACAGCCGGACGCGCCCCCGGCGCUGUGAGGGGGCCAGCCCUGUGCUCUUUGCCGUCGGUGGAGGCAGCCUUUUCGCCAUCCACGGAGACUGCGAGGCGUACGACACCAGGACAGACCGCUGGCACAUGGUGGCAUCCAUGUCCACCAGGCGCGCACGAGUCGGUGUGGCAGCCAUUGGGAACAGACUCUAUGCUGUCGGAGGGUACGAUGGCACCUCAGACCUCGCAACCGUGGAGUCCUAUGAUCCCAUCACCAACUCCUGGCAGCCGGAGGUUUCCAUGGGAACGAGGCGGAGUUGUCUGGGUGUAGCUGUUCUGCAUGGCCUGCUGUAUGCUGCUGGGGGUUAUGAUGGCGCCUCCUGUCUGAACAGCGCGGAGCGUUACGACCCUCUGACCAGUACAUGGACAUCAAUUGCAGCGAUGAGUACCAGAAGGCGAUACGUUCGAGUUGCAACUCUGGACGGCAGCUUGUUUGCGGUGGGAGGCUACGACAGCUCCUCACAUCUGGCAACGGUGGAGAAAUACGACCCGCAGAGCAACACGUGGACUGCCAUCGCCAACAUGCUGAGCCGGCGCAGCAGCGCGGGAGUGGCUGUGCUGGACGGCAUGCUGUACGUGGCGGGAGGUAACGACGGCACCAGCUGCCUGAACUCGGUGGAGCGCUUCAACCCGAAGACAAACACCUGGGAAGGGGUCGCCCCCAUGAACAUCCGCAGGAGCACUCACGACCUGGUGGCUAUGGACGGGUGGCUGUACGCGGUGGGAGGCAACGACGGCAGCUCCAGUCUUAACUCAAUCGAGAAGUACAACCCGCGGAGCAACAAGUGGGUUGCGGCCUCCUGCAUGUUCACUCGGCGCAGCAGCGUCGGCGUGGCGGUGCUCGAGCUCCUGAACUUCCCGCCGCCUUCCUCGCCUACCCUCUCAGUGUCCUCCACCAGCCUUUGACACGGGGUCACCGUUUGGCUGACUUCGGCCACCGCUGCUACAGCCCAGACUGGAUCUGGGAAGAGACGCAACUGUUCAGUGUGAGACGAGGAGGAGGGACGACUGGGAGCGCCGGGGAGAGGGAGAACUGAAGGGACACCGUGUGAAUGAGGCCUCUUUAUUUGGUACGGUACACUCCAGAAUUAUUAGCAAACUUGGUUAAAAAGCUAACCAGGCAUGCUUUACAUAGCAACUAAAGACAAUAAGUAAUUAUAAAAAAUACUUUAUUAUAUGAUAAAAAAAAUAUUAUUUAAUAUAUCUUAAAUAAUAAAGAACUAUUAGUAUUAUUAAAUUAUGAUAAUUGUAAUUUUUUUUUAUAGUUUUUUUUAAACUAAUAAUUACUCUCUAUUAUUUAUUUUUUCCGUUCUUUUUUUUCCGCCAUGUUGCUGUUGGCUCUGAACUGCACCGUAUCUAGUCUGGAUUCCUCAGAGUCUCUCCAGAACAGCAAAACCAUACCCUUCAAAACUUAUUUCUUAAAAAUUUUUAAAAAUGUAAUAAAAAAAAAAAUUGGUGUGCCCACCAUGAUAAGUGUUUGACACACAUAUCGUAAAACAAAGUAGGCACUUUAUUCUGUAAUGUGUGUUGUAACUUUUUGGUUUGAUGUUGUAGUUCCCUGCAAAACUUUUUCUUUCAUGUCAAGAGUUUUUC